Molecule: messenger RNA, 1140 nt
Organism: Cynara cardunculus var. scolymus (artichoke)
Lineage: Eukaryota; Viridiplantae; Streptophyta; Magnoliopsida; Asterales; Asteraceae
Product: transcription factor MYB105
Exons: 3
Coding region: 1-1140 (379 amino acids)
Biological process (GO): regulation of DNA-templated transcription
Cellular component (GO): nucleus
Molecular function (GO): DNA-binding transcription factor activity, RNA polymerase II-specific; RNA polymerase II cis-regulatory region sequence-specific DNA binding
Source: RefSeq, a predicted model, not a curated record
AUGGGUAUGAUUUUUUCAGACUCUUUUCGUUCUCUCUCUCUGAACAAUCACAACCCUUCUUCAAACCCUAAUGAUCAUUUCAUCCAUGCCCAUUUCAAUUCAUCUUCAUCUUCUUCUACUUCUUCUCUAGACUUCCCUCUUAUGAUCACCGCUAGUACUAGCUUUCACAACCAAGACGAGGAGGAUGAUGAAGAAGAACAGGAAGAGCUUGAUCUCAAUCUUAGUGGCAGUUGCACCUUUAACAAUGGUAAGAUGAGACCAGUAGGAGGGCAGUCGACAAAGACAUGUGCUAGAGGCCACUGGAGACCAGCUGAAGAUGCUAAACUUAAAGAGCUUGUUGCUCUUUAUGGUCCCCAGAACUGGAACCUGAUUGCUGAAAAACUUGAAGGAAGAUCAGGAAAGAGUUGCAGGUUGAGAUGGUUCAACCAAUUAGACCCAAGAAUCAACAGAAAAGCAUUCAGUGAUGAAGAAGAAGAGAGACUAAUGACUGCUCAUAGAAUGUAUGGCAACAAAUGGGCAUUAAUAGCAAGGCUUUUCCCUGGUAGAACUGAUAAUGCUGUCAAGAAUCACUGGCAUGUAAUCAUGGCUAGAAAGUAUAGAGAACAAUCAAAUGCUCAUAGGAAAAGAAGGAUGCUCAUUAGUCAAAAUCAAACUGUUUCAAGAUCAGAGACUACUUCUGCAACUCCACCACCACCGCCCACCGAUGCUCCUCCAGCUUACAAUGGAUACUUUCCUCAACAGCCACCGUUUGGUUCCGUUUCCGGUGCUAAGAACAACAAUCAGAUGAUGAUGAUGAUGGACCUCUUCAGCACCAAAAACACAUCUUGGAUGAUGGGCAGAAGCAGCAACACAAAUUUUCAUGAUCAUCCACAUGAUGAUGAUGAUGAUGAUGAUGAUAAUGAACACGCAGUAGUACCAUUGAUGAUGAUGAAUCAUCAUCAUCAGUAUUACCAUCAUCAAUUUUACACCAGUGGCAGCAGCUCUUUCUCAUCAGGUGCAGAUAAUUCCACCGUUAGUACUACUCAUUCAGUAUCAGCAGUAACACCAGCACCACAAGUUUUACAAAGCCAGCAGUUUUCUGAGGCUAAUAUUGACAUUUCACCACCACUUAUAGAUUUUCUUGGAGUUGGGGCCACUUGA